Molecule: messenger RNA, 3400 nt
Organism: Sapajus apella (tufted capuchin)
Lineage: Eukaryota; Metazoa; Chordata; Mammalia; Primates; Cebidae
Gene: TRPV1
Product: transient receptor potential cation channel subfamily V member 1
Exons: 15
Coding region: 448-3039 (863 amino acids)
Biological process (GO): calcium ion import across plasma membrane
Cellular component (GO): membrane
Molecular function (GO): calcium channel activity; protein binding
Source: RefSeq, a predicted model, not a curated record
UCUGUGCAUUUAGGGUGGUUCAAAGUGGAGUGAUAAAAUAGUCAUCGUUGUCUGUGUUCCGUGGUUCCCUGACGAACCCCCCGUUGGGAAAGGCUGGGACCUGGCUGACCCAGAAGCCCCCCUCGCCCCCAACCCCACUCCAGGUUUGGGCAGCCGGGAACGAGAGGCCUAAGAGAGUUGGGAACGGGUUCAAGGUUGUGCAGAGUCUCAAAGCCGGCAUUGUGUGAUGGACGGCAGGACCGUCCACUCCUUCUUCAUUUUGGACAAGGGACAGUUGCAGGACUCUGCUUUUGCUGUCACCAACUGUGAAUGUGCAUUUGCGGAGCUUCGAGCGAGCGCAGGAGCCACGGGCUUGGGAGGCCGAGCAGCGCCCUCCUUCCCUGAGAGCAGAGGUUGCACCUCUGGCUGGCUCUGGCUGUACACUGGGCCGCAGAGGAUUCCGCAAGGAUGAAGAAACAGAGCAGCACAGACUCAGGGGCGGCUGCAGCCCCACUCCAGCAGGACGCCUGCCCAGAUCCCCCGGAUGGAGACCCCCACCCCGGGCCACCUCCAACCAAGCCCCACCUCUCCACGACCAGGAGCCGUGCCUGGCUCUUUGGGAAGGGCGAUUCGGAGGAGGCUUUCCCGGCGGGUUGCCCCCAUGAGGAAGGUGAGCUGGCCUCCUGCCCCACCAUCACAGUCAGCCCUGUCAUCACCAUCCAGAGGCCUGGGGACGGCCCCACCUGUGCUAGGCAGCUGUCCCAGGACUCUGUCACCGCCGGCACUGAGAAGAUCCUCAGGCUCUAUGAUCGCAGGAGUAUCUUCGAAGCCGUGGCUCAGAACAACUGCCAGGAGCUGGAGAGCCUGCUGCUGUUCCUGCAGACAAGCAGGAAGCACCUCACGGACAGCGAGUUCAAAGGUGGCCCCGGCGUGGGCUCCAGGGGGGGCCCCAGCCCCGGCCGGCCUGACCCGCCCUCUGUCUGUCUUUCAGACCCGGAGACGGGGAAGACCUGUCUGCUGAAGGCCAUGCUUAACCUUCACAGCGGGCAGAAUGACACCAUCCCCCUGCUCCUGGAGGUCGCGAGGCAGACGGACAGCCUGAAGGAGUUCGUCAACGCCAGCUACACCGACAGCUACUACAGGGGGCAGACAGCACUGCACAUUGCCAUUGAGAGGCGGAACAUGGCACUGGUGACCCUCCUGGUGGAGAACGGGGCAGACGUCCAGGCUGCAGCCAACGGGGACUUCUUCAAGAAAACCGAAGGGCGGCCGGGAUUCUACUUUGGUGAGCUUCCCCUGUCCCUGGCCGCCUGCACCAACCAGCUGGGCAUCGUGAAGUUCCUGCUGCAGAACUCCUGGCAGCCAGCCGACAUCAGCGCCCGGGACUCAGUGGGCAACACGGUGCUGCACGCCCUGGUGGAGGUGGCUGACAACACGGCCGACAACACCAAGUUUGUGACGAGCAUGUACAACGAGCUUCUCAUCCUGGGGGCCCGGCUGCACCCCACGCUGAAGCUGGAGGAGCUCACCAACAAGAAGGGGAUGACACCGCUGGCUCUGGCCGCUGGGACCGGCAAGAUCGGGGUCUUGGCCUAUAUUCUCCAGAGGGAGAUCCAGGAGCCCGAGUGCAGGCACCUGUCCAGGAAGUUCACCGAGUGGGCCUACGGGCCUGUGCACUCCUCACUCUACGACCUGUCCUGCAUCGACACGUGUGAGAAGAACUCGGUGCUGGAGGUGAUCGCCUACAGCAGCAGCGAGACCCCUAAUCGCCAUGACAUGCUCUUGGUGGAGCCGCUGAACCGACUCCUGCAGGACAAGUGGGACAGAUUCGUCAAGCGCAUCUUCUACUUCAACUUCUUCAUCUACUGCCUGUACAUGAUCGUCUUCACCAUGGCCGCCUACUACAGGCCGGUGGCUGGCUUGCCUCCCUUUAAGAUGGAAAACACUGAAGACUAUUUCCGAGUUACUGGAGAGAUUCUGUCUGUGUUAGGAGGAGUCUAUUUCUUUUUCCGAGGGAUUCAGUACUUCCUGCAGAGGCGGCCGUCGCUGAAGACCUUGUUUGUGGACAGCUACAGUGAGAUGCUUUUCUUUGUGCAGUCCCUGCUCAUGCUGGCCACCGUGGUGCUGUACUUCAGCCACUGCAAGGAGUACGUGGCUUCCAUGGUGUUCUCGCUGGCCCUGGGCUGGACCAACAUGCUGUACUACACGCGCGGCUUCCAGCAGAUGGGCAUCUAUGCCGUCAUGAUAGAGAAGAUGAUCCUGAGAGACCUGUGCCGUUUCAUGUUCGUCUACAUCGUCUUCUUGUUCGGGUUUUCCACGGCGGUGGUGACGCUGAUUGAAGACGGGAAGAACAACUCUCUGCCAACUGAGUCCACGUCGCACAGGGGGCGGGGGCCUGGCUGCAGGCCCCCCGAUAACUCCUACAACAGCCUGUACUCCACGUGCCUGGAGCUGUUCAAGUUCACCAUCGGCAUGGGCGACCUGGAGUUCACCGAGAACUAUGACUUCAAGGCCGUGUUCAUCAUCCUGCUGCUGGCUUACGUCAUCCUCACCUACAUCCUCCUCCUCAACAUGCUGAUCGCCCUCAUGGGUGAGACGGUCAACAAGAUCGCGCAGGAGAGCAAGAACAUCUGGAAGCUGCAGAGAGCUAUCACCAUCCUGGACACGGAGAAGAGCUUCCUGAAGUGCAUGAGGAAGGCCUUCCGCUCCGGCAAGCUGCUGCAGGUGGGGUACACACCUGACGGCCAGGACGACUACAGAUGGUGCUUCAGGGUGGACGAGGUAAACUGGACCACUUGGAACACCAACGUGGGCAUCAUCAACGAAGACCCGGGCAACUGUGAGGGUGUCAAGCGCACGCUGAGCUUCUCCCUGCGGUCAAGCAGAGUUUCAGGCAGACACUGGAAGAACUUUGCCCUGGUUCCCCUUUUAAGAGAGGCAAGUGCUCGAGACAGGCACUCAGCUCAGCCCGAGGAGGUUCAUCUGCAACAGUUUUCAGGGUCCCUUAAGCCGGAAGAUGCUGAGGUCUUCAAGAAUCCCCCUGCUUCCGGGGAGAAGUGAGGACCUCACACAGAAAGCACCGUAAAUGCUGGGCCCCCCACUGCCUCAGGGGGCUGCUAGGGGAACUCCAGUGCUCGGUCAGCAGCAUGGCCUGGUCCGGGCCUGCUCAGCCUGUUCCCAAGUCUGCGUUGGACAAGUGUGGGAAGCCGUGUUGGAAGCAGGAGGAGUGACGUCCAUCCAACACCACUGUCAACAAGUGAACCUCCAACAGGCUUUCGAGUUCUUAUCCACUUUAUUCAACAGUGUGGACUGUCAGUCUCUCCUGGGACAUGUUACGCCCUUGUUUUCUUUUCUUUUCUUUUCUUUUCUUUUUUUUGAGACAGAGUUUCACUCUUGUCUCCCAGGCUGGAGUGCAAUGGCG